Cyprinus carpio (common carp) is the source of this 1793-nucleotide messenger RNA. RefSeq lists its product as uncharacterized. Lineage: Eukaryota; Metazoa; Chordata; Actinopteri; Cypriniformes; Cyprinidae. The record is from RefSeq and is a predicted model, not a curated record.
UUUGUGUAUGUUAGCUGCUCACAUAGUUCCGAGUUCUCAGGGUUCAGCACACUGUUGUGACAUCAUAAUGGAGAUUCCGUUCUGGCAGCUCUAAGCUGCUGCUCUGACCCUUGUCUUCUGUUGGUGUGUUAGGAGUGAAAAGAUCAAAAGAUACUUUCGUGACUUUCUGCAGAUAUUGACGACAAAUACUGAGUUCACUUGCAGCAUUCAGUUUCCACAAUGGCACUGUUCAGCAGUGUAUUUAGACAACUUUUUGAGCAUUUUGCUCACUUCUUGCGCAAAAAGGAGACAUCUCUGAAGGCACAGCAGUGUGCAGCGCAAGAAUGGGCGGCACUAGAGAAACUUCCAGAGGCACCGUUGACGAAGGCGGGUGAGAGUAAGGCCUUCGACUUCACUGCUAAUGACAGGAAGUGCAGAAAAAGAUGUCGCAAGUAUGGAGAGAAAGAGGAGGAAAGACAGGAGAAGAGAAAGGUGAAGAAGGAGAGAGAGAUGAAUGAGGGAGGAAGUCAUAAAGACAAGGCUGAAAAAGAAAGAGAGAAACUUGAUCAGAUAAAAGAGAGUGGAUAUGUGCAGCAGGCAAAAAGAGAGUCUGCCAAAUUCAGAGAGAUGGAGAGUCUAGAAAAGUUGAUGGAGGGAGGAAGUGAGCAUAGAGAGGCUGGAGAAAAGAAAAAGAAGAUAAGAAAACUGAGGGAACGAAAGACCACUGAGCCAACUCCAUUUCUUGUGGAGGUCAAACCUCAGCAAACUAUAAUCAGUCCUCCAGUGAGAUCUUCCUUCUUGAAGCCAAGAGAGGGAGAACUUCCGAUGCGUCAAAGUGUUUCUGAACACCUCACUCUACCAGCUGCUCGCUUCAAGCCCCUGCCGCCAGUUGCCAAACCGCCCAUGCGUCCUCAAAAGCCAGCUUCCACACUUGAGGAAGAGUCCCUGCCAUGUUCUCCUCUUCAAGUGGAUCCUCCCAAACCAUUGGCUGUUCCUCCACGUCUCAGUCCAGCACCCGAUGAACUCUUUUUUCUCCGACACUCCCAAGUGCAUCCUCCCAAGCGACUGGUGGUUCCUCCGAGCCCCACUCCUUCACCAGAUGUUGUUGAUCUGCAUUGUUCUCCUACUCAAGUGUGUCCUUCCAGCCUGGUGAAGCCUCAGCCGUCCACUUCUUCCCUGUCUCUUCAACUCAUGCUCAUUGACAUAGAGGACGAGGAGAAUGAGUAUGUGGAGCACACAGGGAAGACCAUCCGGGCUUGUGACUUACUCAAGUCUGAACGCCCCCGACCGCUGGAGGCUGAAGUGAAACCACGACAAAUGGUUGCUUGGUUGGAGAGUGACAGCGAGGUGCUGGAGGAAGUAUGGGCGAGUGAAGUGGUGGAGGUCCAGGGAUGUGAGGAAGAGAAAGAUAACCCUGGUGAAAUGGGAGACUCCAAGGCCAUAGAAGGCCAUUUGGAUGUCGCCUCUCAGAAAAAGAAGCAGAUGGAUGAGCACAUGAUGAAGCUGUUCUGUGUAACCUCUCCUGAAGGUCCCAAGAAUGAGACUCAGCACAAUGUGAAAGAGCCAAAGAGCAAAAGAAAAGUGCCACUUGUCCUGUUCACCUGGGCAGAAGAAAAGGUCAAGAAAAAGGAGGAGAAGAAAAUACGGAAGGAGAAGGAGCGAAGACAAAAAGAGUUGCUGCUUGAACGCUACAGGAACGAUCCAAAACUGAAGCACUUGUUGAUCAACAAGCACAACCACCAUUACUGCUCCACUGAAUGAAGAUCAGUCCCUCACCUUUAACCUACUCGACAAUUGUGUACAAAUAAAAAAAA